Molecule: messenger RNA, 1533 nt
Organism: Rhagoletis zephyria (snowberry fruit fly)
Lineage: Eukaryota; Metazoa; Arthropoda; Insecta; Diptera; Tephritidae
Source: RefSeq, a predicted model, not a curated record
AUGGCGGCACUGCCUCAAGAGGCCAUCUGCACCGAGAACCUAACACCCUGGACCAAGUUGUUGCCCUGUCGUGGGCGAAAGGGCAUUGGCAGUCUGCUCGUGGCAACCAACCUCUUCAACUCGCAGUUUAUCUCCCUCUCACUAGAUUUCCGCUUCACCUGCUCGGAUAUCACCAAUUGCGCCGCCACCUCGGGCAUUGAACUUCGCCAGUCAAUCCUAGCUGUCUUUGACCCACCCCAAGUGGUCGACGGUCGGUAUUCGUGGACGCUAAACUCCCUUUUCAACAGUCCACUGCAGCACCACUGUCCACUGGCCACCAGUAGUCACGUGUACGUCGAGGCGACGCACCUGAACGCCAAUGUUGCCGGCAGAAAUGGCCUCAACUCCUCCAAACUGACGGUCAUUCCCAGUGCCUAUGUGCGCUUUACCGACAGCAACCUUGAGGAGAGUGGUACUGGGGGGCUGCAGGUGCAAGUGAUUGAUGAGGUGGCAGCAGCUGAACAUUCCUUAACAGAAACUGAUCUUUCACUUUACGCCGACUACGAUUUAAGAAAACUGUUUGAAGAAAUAGACGCAAAGCACCAGCAACGGUUGCAGGAGCAGCAGCAACAGGAGCAAAAGAACUCAGCUCCAGCUCGACGACCAACACUGAACCUGGGCAUUCAGUACCCGAACUCGUACCGGGGAGUGCUGCCGUCAAACAUGGCCAAGCGGGCCAACUCCUUCUCCACGGUCACCGUUCGCCGACACGCCCGCGGCUAUGGCGUCGCCUCGGGCGGCCUCUCUGUGACGCUUACCAACUCACUGCCGGUGCCGGUGUACGCACUGUACCUGGACACCGUUCCCUGGUACUUUCGCCUCUACCUGCACAGUCUGCUCAUCGAGGCGAAGCCCUUGGGCAAAGCCCAGCCAACAACAAAAGGCAGCCUCAUACGGCCCAGCUGGAUUCACUACCAGCCGGCGGUGGACCGGCAGCGGCCGCACCACCUUGAGCUGCUAGUUCAGCUGCCGGCGGCCUCCGAGGUGGAGCUCCGCCUCACCUUUGACCACCAGUUUCUCCGCUGGACGGAGUACCCGCCGGACGCCAAUCACGGCCUCUACAUCCCCCCCGCCAGUGUCACCUUUUACCUUCCAGGCGGCGAAGAUGAUAAUAGCAGGAAGAACGGCACAAAACUCUCCUCCUCACACUUUGAACGCUUUCUGCCGGCAUUCUUUGAGCAGCUGACCAGCGGCGGAAAGACGGGCACCGCAGUGGACGAGGCAGCCCGCCGACUGGCGUUGUUGCAGCGGUACAACCCACUGCGGCUGUACACCGAGCCGGUGCUCAUCUCCAUGCCGACGCCUGACUUCAGCAUGCCCUACAAUGUCGUCUGUCUGGUGUCCACGGUGCUCAGCAUUGCCUUCGGGCCCAUCUACAACAUCACCACACGACGGACAAAGCUGACCAAGAAGUACGUUGAGGAAAAUGUCAAGGGUGAGGGUGAGGAGGAUAAAGAGCCGAAGAGCAAGAAGAAGAAGUGCGUAGUCAUGUAA